Saitoella complicata NRRL Y-17804 is the source of this 719-nucleotide messenger RNA. RefSeq lists its product as uncharacterized. The transcript has a single exon. NCBI's taxonomy places the organism in Eukaryota, Fungi, Ascomycota, Saitoellomycetes, Saitoellales, Saitoellaceae. The record is from RefSeq and is a predicted model, not a curated record. Bases 45 to 662 code for a protein of 205 amino acids.
CCCCUCCAGAAAUCCCCGGACGUACAACCACCCCUACAAUCACGAUGAGUCCCGCACGCGUAACUCAAUCAACCACCCGUGCCCUCUACCUCAAAUACCUUACCCUCCCCUUUCCCUGGCGCACGAAGCGUCUCGCAGGCUACGACCUCGACGGCAACCUCUUCUUCGAAUGGAAAGACCCAAACCACAACCCCCACACCGGCCUCCUCAUGACCAUCUCCCGAACUCGUCGCAUGGUUGAGUAUGCCAACCCAGCAGAGAACUGGUCAGAUCACAAGCUGUCUCCGCUAUGGAUCAGCUGGCUGCGGCAUAGGAGGCAUGACGCACCUGGUUGGAGGGAGAUGAUGGAGGAGGACGAGAGGGUCAGGACGGCAGAGGAGAGGGCGAGGCUGGCGGAUCAGAGGUGGCAGGAGGCGAAAUUGGAGCAGACGGCGGCGAAGAAGAUGAAGGAGAUCCCGAUGCAGGAUCCGAAGAAGUGGGAGGCGAAGGCGGCGAGUAUUGCGCAGGAGAGCGGAGGGGUUGGUGCACAGGACACAACGGAGGCUAAGGAUGCGAAGGAGAGGCCGAAGCCGGAGGAGAGUGCGAUCCCGGCGAUGAACAGGACGGCGAAGGAUUGGCAGCCUGAUGCGUGGGUGCCCAAGCCUGGUGCGAGGAGGGGAUGAGUGUAUGAUCAAGAGGCCGAUAUGCAAGGACACACCCCUCCUGUAUUACACGAGAAC